UGACUGCAGACGAUAUCUGACCAUAGAUAAGGAUACACAGUUUAGACGUACGUGAAGUGGAAGGGAUUGGCAUUACGGGUGAUAUCUGUCAUCUUAACCAACACAAAAAUGCUCCUGUCGCUUUGUUUGUUGCUGCUAUCAGCAGUAACCCUAGUUACCGGAAAGCACCAUUGUGAUAGUCAUUGCACCGACCACUGCUGUCCUUGGCAUCAUCACAACGUUCAUGAUUGCUCAAUCUGUGUGUCCCAUUGUUGCACGACGCCGGCUCCAGUGCAUUCGACCGCCGGUCCGAUUGUAUAUUCGGAAUGGUCGACGUGUGACGUAAAUUGUGGUGGUGGAAACCAAUACCGACACUGUAUAUCAAACUGUCCCCAGCAACACAUGCCAGAGGAUGUUCAACAAUGCAACACACAACCAUGCAACACCACAAAUGUGAAUGGAGGAUGGGGUACCUGGUCUAGCUGGUCCCCAUGUUCUGUUAGCUGUGGAUCCGGUCAUCGGAACCGUACACGUGUCUGCGACAAUCCUACUCCACAACAUGGGGGGCAUUACUGUCAUGGACACAAUGCGGCAUUCGAACAUUGUACCGGAGACCAGUGUACAGUGAAUGGCGGUUGGGGUGCGUGGUCGACUUGGUCGGUGUGUUCGUCACAUUGUGGUCCAGGGCAUCGAAGACGGACCCGAGUCUGCAACAACCCUAUUCCACAACAUGGAGGGCACAGAUGUCAUGGCAUCAAUUCAGAGACAGAAGCGUGCACCAGCGGUCAUUGUCCAAUACAAGGAGGAUGGGGUGCGUGGUCGAUCUGGUCUUUAUGUUCGGUUAGUUGUGGUACAGGACACCGGAAUCGAACGCGUGUCUGUGAUAAUCCUUCACCAGGAUAUGGUGGUCAUGGUUGUCAUGGCCACCACUGGGACAAAGAAACCUGUAUUAUUAGCAAUUGCACAAUACAAGGAGGAUGGAGUGCGUGGUCGAACUGGUCUUCAUGUUCGGUUAGUUGUGGUACAGGACACCGGACCCGAACACGUGUCUGUGAUAAUCCUACACCACAACAUGGAGGUCAUAGUUGCCAUGGCCAUAACUGGGACACAGAAGCUUGUACUAGUAGCAAUUGCACAAUACAAGGAGGAUGGGGUGUGUGGUCGAACUGGUCUUCAUGUUCGGUUAGUUGUGGAACAGGACACCGGACCCGAACACGUGUCUGUGAUAAUCCUACACCACAGUAUGGGGGUCAUAAUUGUAGCGGCCUCACUUGGGAUAGGGCCGUUUGUACCAGUAACAGCAGUCAGUGUCCACCAAUUGCAAGACCAACAAUUCAUCCCUGCGACAAACUAUCUGUUUUGCACGCGCUUGCAGAAAUCGACACCACUUCAAAGGUCACGUGCCUAGAUAAUUGGACGACGGAGACAGAGGGUUUCCUAAUGCAGCACUGUAACGCUCCGAAUGAUAUACAGCUAUGGCAUGAAGGAAUCGAGGUUCUGCACAGCUGUCUGAACAUGGACAGCCAUUUAUACAUGCCCGUUGGGACAUUUACUGGAGGACACACCUACGGAAGCGAUAAUUUUCCGGCAUUCGCUGGGAUAUUCGUUGGAUGCAACGCCCAACACACCGGGUUCAAGAUUGCGACAAAGAUAUGUGGGGGAGUUGCUGAAAUUAUCGAAAUACCGUUACCGUUAUCCUUCAACCAUACGUCUACCGGCAUUAUACCAAUCGAUCCGUCCAAGUACCACUUUAUCAAAUGGGUGUAGACGAAAUCAUAUCAGGUUUGAUGCCAUUCAGACUCGAUUGCAAUAAAUUAUUGAGAAAUA
Molecule: messenger RNA, 1806 nt
Organism: Pecten maximus
Lineage: Eukaryota; Metazoa; Mollusca; Bivalvia; Pectinida; Pectinidae
Product: hemicentin-1-like
Exons: 12
Coding region: 109-1746 (545 amino acids)
Source: RefSeq, a predicted model, not a curated record